Molecule: messenger RNA, 9448 nt
Organism: Conger conger (European conger)
Lineage: Eukaryota; Metazoa; Chordata; Actinopteri; Anguilliformes; Congridae
Product: tight junction protein ZO-1-like
Exons: 28
Coding region: 405-5825 (1806 amino acids)
Biological process (GO): protein localization to cell-cell junction; positive regulation of blood-brain barrier permeability; cell-cell adhesion
Cellular component (GO): plasma membrane; bicellular tight junction
Molecular function (GO): cell adhesion molecule binding
Source: RefSeq, a predicted model, not a curated record
GAAGCGAGGAUCAGGGAGAGGCAGAUCGAACCUGCCAUUGCAGUUUCGCUGCUUUGGAGCCGUGGAAGACGUAAUUUCUUCUCUUCCUCUUCAAAUCUUGAGACAUACUUUCCAAGGAUAAGCACACUAAACGGGGCGAACAGUAAGCCGUCGGAUCCACCUGGAGUAGCCGCUGAAUAUAUAGCUAACCAUCGAUAGCUGAAUCGGGAAGCUUUUUGAUAAUGAACUUUGUCUUUGGACUUUUCCGAUCAUUUUGUUGACAUGUCGUUCAGCGUCCAGCGAACAUAAAAACAUACUGCCCGGCGCGGCGGUAGCUGGGCGAGAGACUGAAGGGAGAAUUUUGUGAUUUGGUUUGAGUGAUAUUUACAACACUAAACUUGCUCCACCGGGUGGAAGGGAACAAAAUGUCUGCCAAGGCUGCUUCCAACAAGAGUGCGGCGAUGGAGGAGACUGUGAUUUGGGAACAGCACACAGUGACUCUUCACAGGGCUCCAGGGUUCGGCUUCGGAAUUGCCAUUUCGGGCGGCCGGGACAACCCUCAUUUUCAGAGCGGGGAGACCUCCAUCGUCAUCUCCGAUGUGCUGAAGGGCGGCCCAGCAGAGGGACUACUGCAUGAAAAUGACCGUGUCGUGAUGGUCAACGCCGUCUCCAUGGAUAACGUGGAACACGCGUAUGCCGUGCAGCAGCUUCGGAAAAGCGGGAAAAACGCUAAAAUUACGAUCCGGCGGAAGCGUAAGGUGCAGAUCCCCGUGUCGCGGCCGGGCGAGCGGGAGACCAUGUCGGAGCACGAGGACGAGGACAGCUACGAGGAGGAGGAGGCGGAGGCGCACAGCGGGCCCAGCGCCUGCAGCGGGGCGGGGGCCGCCUGCCGAAGGAGGAGCGAGCGCGGGGCCGCCCGGAGAGACCGCAGCACCUCCCGUGACCGCAGCCUCUCUCCCCGCUCCGACCGCCGCUCCGUCACCUCCAACCUGCCGGCCCGCCCCGCCAAGGUCACCCUCGUCAAGUCCCGCAAGAAUGAAGCAGAAUAUGGCCUGCGAUUGGCCAGCCAUAUCUUCGUGAAGGACAUCUCCCCCGAGAGCCUGGCAGCACGGGACGGCAACAUCCAGGAGGGAGACGUGGUGCUGAAGAUUAAUGGCACAGUGACAGAGAACCUGUCCCUAAUAGAUGCCAAGAAGCUGAUCGAGAGGUCAAAGGGCAAGCUAAAGAUGGUGGUUCAGAGGGACGAGAGGGCGACUCUGCUCAACAUCCCGGAUAUGGACGACAGCAUCCCCUCCGCCAACGCCUCUGACAGAGAUGACAUCUCAGAAAUUCAUUCACUGGCAUCCGACCAUUCCACUCAGUCACAUGACAGGAACCGCCGCGGUCGGUCACGCUCCCCCGACAGGCGGUCCGACCCUUCCGACCAAUCCCGGCACUCUCCCCAGCAAGGCAGCAACGGCAGCCACAGAAGUCGAGAGGACGAGAGGAUCUCGAAGCCAGGGGCGAUUUCCACUCCUGUAAAAUUAUCAGAGGAAGUGAUAAUCUCCAAGCCGAGCGAAGAGGAAAAACAGAUCCCCCCGUUGCCAGAACCCAAGCCGGUGUACGCCCAGCCUGGCCAGCCUGAUGUGGACCUGCCUGUCAGCCCCUCCGACGCCCCUGUGCCUGCUGCCGUCCACGAUGACGGCAUUCUCAGGCCGAGCAUGAAGCUGGUGAAGUUUAAGAAAGGCGAGAGCGUGGGCCUGCGUCUGGCGGGCGGGAACGAUGUGGGCAUUUUCGUGGCGGGCGUGCUGGAGGACAGCCCUGCUGCCAAGGAGGGCCUGGAGGAGGGAGACCAGAUUCUCAGGGUAAACAAUGUAGACUUUGCAAAUAUAAUUCGAGAAGAGGCGGUGCUGUUCCUCCUUGAUCUCCCUAAAGGUGACGAGGUCACCAUUCUGGCCCAGAAGAAGAAGGAUGUGUACCGGCGGAUCGUGGAGUCGGACGUAGGCGACUCGUUCUACAUCAGGACGCACUUCGAGUACGAGAAGGAGUCGCCGUACGGCCUGAGCUUCAACAAGGGCGAGGUGUUCAGGGUGGUGGACACGCUCUACAACGGCAAGCUGGGCUCCUGGCUGGCCAUCCGCAUCGGCAAGAACCACCAGGAGGUGGAGAGGGGGAUCAUUCCCAACAAGAACAGAGCGGAGCAGCUGUCCAGCGUGCAGUACACCCUGCCCAAAACGGCCGGGGGCGACCGAGCGGACUUCUGGAGGUUCCGCGGCCUGCGGAGCUCCAAGAGGAACCUGAGGAAGAGCCGGGAGGACCUGUCCGCCCAGCCCGUCCAGACCAAGUUCCCCGCCUACGAGAGGGUGGUGCUGAGAGAGGCCGGGUUCCUGAGGCCGGUGGUGAUAUUCGGGCCCAUUGCUGACGUGGCGAGAGAGAAGGUGGCCCGAGAAGAGCCUGACCUGUUUGAGCUAGCAAAGAGCGAACCCAGAGAUGCUGGGACAGACCAGCGGAGCUCCGGAAUCAUCCGUCUCCACACCAUCAAGCAGAUUAUCGACCGGGAUAAGCAUGCAGUGCUGGACAUCACCCCGAACGCGGUGGACCGGCUGAACUACGCCCAGUGGUACCCCAUCGUGGUGUUCCUGAACCCCGACAGCAAGCAGGGGGUGAAGAACAUGAGGACCCGGCUUUGCUCCGAGUCCAGGAAGAGCGCCAGGAAGCUGUACGAGAGAGCCCUCAAACUGAGGAAGAACAACCACCAUCUCUUCACCACCACCAUCAACAUGAACAACAUGAACGACGGCUGGUACGGAGCGCUGAAAGAGACGAUUCAGCAGCAGCAGAACCAGCUGGUGUGGGUCUCCGAGGGAAAGGCGGACGGCGCCCCCGACGACGACCUGGACCUGCAUGACGACCGGCUGUCGUACCUGUCGGCCCCGGGCAGUGAGUACUCCAUGUACAGCACGGACAGCCGGCACACGUCCGACUACGAGGACACGGACACGGAGGGCGGGGCCUACACGGACCAGGAGCUGGACGAGACGCUGAACGACGAGGUGGGCCUGCCCUCCGAGCCCGCCAUCACACGCUCGUCCGAGCCCGUCAGAGAGGACCCGCCCGUCAUCCAGGACCCCCCGGGGUACGCCGGGUACCCCCACAACGCCCAGCCCGACCCCCUGAACCGCAUCGACCCGGCCGGGUUCAAGACCCCCGCGCCCCAACAGACGGCAGAGGCCACCGAAACGGCCGUCGUCGACUUGCCUCCCCUCCCACAGCCGGCCGAGUCCCCGGCCGAGACCGCGCCCCCUGCCGUCGACCCUGUCCUCGUCCCUGACACCCCCCCUGAGGAGGCCCUCCCUGAGGAGGCCCCCCAGGGCGAGCUCAGUCCCAGCCCCCAGGGUGACUCGCUUAGGAGACCCACCCCCGAGCUAGCCCUGCCCCUGACACAUGACCCCCUCCAAUCCGGACCGCCCGAUUCUGAGCCAAAGAUGUACAAGAAGGACCCGUACGGCGUGGAGGACCCGGCGAGACCGCAGGGCGUGAAGCCCCAGCAGCCCCCGGCGGUGGGCCCGCCCCUGACCUACGAGCCCCCGUACGCCAACGAGCAGCCAUACAGGGACUACGAGCACCCCUCCUACCACUACGACGGGGGCGGAAACUACCUGGAGCCGAAGCCGCACGGCUUCGACCAGCACCUGCACUUCGAGAACCGCGUGCCUCAGUACGACGAGCAGUGGUCGCCCUACGGGCAGCAGCCCGCGCCCCAGCCGCCCGGAUACCAGCCCCCCCGGCAGCCCUACGAGAACCAGCACCCGGCCGGCUACGAGGCGCGCUCGCCCUACGAGGGCGGGCCGGAGCGAGACUACAGCCCCCCGCAGCCGCGCUACGACGAGGCCCCCCUGGGCUACGACGGCCGGCCGCGCUACGGCAAGCCGGCCCCGACGCGCUACGAAGAGCUCCCUCCCCCUCCCUCCGUGGGGUACGACGGGCGCCCCCGCUACGAGCCGGAGCCCCACUCCUUCCCCCCGCCCGCCUCCCGCUCCCCCGAGCCCCCCAAACAGUACUACCCGGACCCCUCGCGGCCCACCUACAACCCCGGGGCCCCCAGCCGCGGGUACAAGCCGGGGCAGUUUGAGCCCGCCUUGAACUCGGACGCCCCCGUGCCUCCUCCCAAACCGGAGGCCCUCGCCUCCCCCGGAGACCCCGUCGCCGUGGCCCCGGCUCCCAAACCCCUCCCCCCGCCCCCCAGCGCGGAACCGGAGGACGACCCCGCCAUGAAGCCGCAGUCGGUGCUCACCAGGGUGAAGAUGUUCGAGAACAAGCGCUCCGUGUCCAUGGACCGGGGCAAGGACGGAGGAGACUCAGGGCUUAAGCCGGCGGAAUUGCCACCCAAACCCGUCGUUGCCCCUGGCCCCGUCUCCAAAUCCAACUCUCUCAGCCACCUGGACCAGGACAAGCCCUCCUACAGAGCUCCGGAGCCCCAGAGGCCCAAAGCGGCGGAGGACAUCGUGCGCGCCAAUCACUACGACCCCGACGAGGACGAGGAGUACUACAGGAGGCAGCUGUCCUACUUUGACCGCCGCAGCUUCGACAACAAGCCCGCCCCGCAGCCAAAGACCGCCCCCGCUCAGCCUGUGCAGAACUACUCCAGUAGAUAUCUUGGUACUUACACUACCUUUGACCACCUGAAAAGGAGUCAAACGUGGCCGGAUUCGGGGGAGAAGGCCAGCCCCCCACCUGAAAUAACCCCAGCCCCCGUGCAAUACAGCCCCCAGCCCCCAGCUGCCCCACCCGCUACCCUCCCCAAACCCGUCACCCCUGAAGUGAGCCCCCUGCCCGAGCCACACGGCUCUCCGAAGGCCAAGCCCGACCCGUCAGCGCUGAGACCCAACAACAGGGAAGACAUGGUGCAGAGCAACUACCUGCCCCAGAAGAGCUUCCCAGAGAAGUCCCCGGUCAACGGCACCGACGGCCCCGCCAAGCCCCCGGGAGCGCCCGCCACCUCCAGCUACAACCGCUACGUCCCCAAGCCUUACACCAGCUCCGCCCGGCCCUUCGAGCGCAAGUUCGAGAGCCCCAAGUUCAACCACAACCUGCUCCCCAACGACACUCUGCCCAAGGUCGAACCCGCUCCCAAGCCUGCGGGCGGGGUCCCCGCCCCCAACCUGAACAGCAUCACCAAGCCCCAGGUCUCCCCCCAGCCGGAGCUGGACAGCGGCCUGGACACCUUCACACGCACCCUGGACAACAGGCCCAAAUACCAGCACAACAACAUCAAUGCUGUGCCCAAGGCCAUCCCCGUCAGCCCCAGCGCGCUGGAGGAUGACGAGGAGGACGAAGGGCACACGGUGGUGGCCACGGCCCGGGGCAUCUUCAACAGCAACGGCGGCGUGCUGAGCUCCAUCGAGACGGGCGUCAGCAUCAUCAUCCCCCAGGGCGCCAUCCCCGAGGGCGUGGAGCAGGAGAUCUACUUCAAGGUCUGCAGGGACAACAGCAUCCUGCCCCCCCUGGACAAGGAGAAGGGAGAGACCCUGCUCAGCCCCCUGGUGAUGUGCGGGCCCCACGGCCUGAAGUUCCAGAAGCCGGUGGAGCUGCGCUUACCUCACUGUGCGUCUAUGACCCCCGACGGUUGGUCUUUUGCUCUAAAAUCCUCCGACUCCUCGUCGGGUACGCUGCCCUCUCUCUGUCCUUUUUUGUUGUGGGUCUUUGGGAUGCUGUUUGAAGUUGAUUGUUUUGCGCCUGACACGGGGAGAUUUGAAUCAUUUUUCAUUUUUCAUUUAUUCGGGGGGUUCCUAUUUCACUUUCUGUGGUUGCCAGAUCAAAGCGUCUUCGCACUGCUUUUAUUUUUUCUGCCACACAUCUUUAGUUGAUUUUCUUAUCCCAGUUAGGGACUUUUCAGUAAGUGCAUUUAUUAACCGUUAUGAACAAAACCGUUCACCUGUCUACAGCACCCAUAUAUCUAUGCGUAUUACGACAAAAAGCGACAGCUGGUUCUGUAAAGCAAAUGGCGUCCAUCCCACGUACAGCUCUAGAUUGAAGGAGAGCAGACGUCAAUACUGAAGCACAGGGCUUAUUGUUCUGAUCGUCAGUCAUCAGUACCUCGUUCUCCGUCUCCCUGUUAAUGAAGGGUGAGCGGUGAGACAGAGCUAUCUGAGCGUGUCCGUGUCCCAGCGCCGUAUGAAAGGGAAGCCUCCGCAGUGUUUCUUUACUGUAAACGUGCCUGCGCUCUGGAUCAGCGGCUAAUUCCGCCUCAUUUAGAGCAGGACUACAAAGCAAAUGGCACCCAGGCCUCGUCGGCCGUGCCGAUUCAGAGCGAAGAGUUUGCAGGACCGCGGAUUAAUCCUCUUAACGCAAGACAGGACCCUUUCAUUCCUCUCCUUUGGACUGUGCUUGUGGGACUCUGACUCUGUCCUCGAAUUGGGCUUUUAAUUGCGUUUUUUAAUUGGGUUUUUGUUCCAGCGGUAUUGUGGGAACUGGAAGUAGCCUCAGCAUGGGUCCUGUCUGGUAGAACUCCUGCUUCUGCUCUCGAAAAUCUCAUCUUUUCAUUUCCUUUUAACCUUUCGAAUGCUAUUCGCAACGACUGAAAAAUGCUCCAAAACUUAGUGUGUUGGAUGUGGGCAGACUGAUGAAGUGGUUUGAUCUGGCAAUCUCAUGAAACUCCUCUUUAUUUGCGUGGCUGCUUGCUUAAGGAACCAGAGCAAUUAUUUGAAACCACAAUGUCCUGUUCAUUACUGCCAGAGUGAAAUGUGAUGUGUGGGAAAUAGUCCCAGCUGCCCACUUUAAUGGAAGCUACAGUAAUUCUUGUUGCCAUGUUUUAUGUAUUAGUGUAAGAUAGUCUCAGAACGAUCUAUUUUAAUUAAAAAUGUAAGUUGUACCGGGAAGCUAUUGUACAGUAUAUCAGAGGCAGUGGUUUUCUUGGGGGGGGUUUUUGCAUAUUUUGCCCAAAGCCCAUGUAAAUCACUUAGCCAUGGGCCAGUUUUGCACCUGGUUUUACAGACUGCCUGCUUUUGAUAAAGGUGCAGCUUGGUUAGUUUUGAGCUACAAGUGAAGCCUCUGCUCUAGGCAGGGAUGUGCUCUAAACUAGCUGGGCUGGGCUGUGAGCCCAGAGUGAUAGAAUGUAUCGUCAUCAAACAUUUCUAUUUCAAUUAGCAAUGCAAACGAAGCAAACUGAGGUCCAGGAAGGUGACUUGCUCACCCCUGCUUCACGUGUGUCCUCGUCCAGAUUUACUCAAAACAAAGAAUAACGUUCCAGUUAUUUAUAUGGUAAAUUUAACCAAGGUGCGAGUCAUGUUGGGAGAAGCUGGUGUGAAAGCUUACUUCGCUGCUUUGUGCUCUCAAAAGGCAUGAAUUGCAGGUUGGGCACAAGUUUGGAUUAGAAGCUCAGUUUUGGCCCACAGAACUGUAAUGUUUGGGUGAACUUAUGUAAGUGCAAGGAACGGCAAUAUGCUAUGUUCACAUACGGGCUAUUGCAGUAAUUGGAAAGCAAGCAUUUCCAGUUUGCGUAUGUUUGAAAGUGUGAAAUAGUCCUGCUGCAAUCACCCCAUUUCCCCAUGCUAUAAUAUUCUUCCCACCCUCUCUGUGCCUUUCCCCCAGGUGACCCUAAGAGCUGGCAGAACAAAUCUCUCCCAGGAGAUCCCAACUACCUGGUUGGCGCAAACUGUGUGUCUGUGCUGAUCGACCACUUCUGAAGAGGGGAACAGCUGGUCUGUUAAAGAAUGAGAAACCUGGGGGACAGCAGAGAAGCCCCGCGCCCCGGGCCCCGGGCCCUGGGCCCUGCUCAGUGAAGUAUUAACCCUGAAUACUGCUGUCCUCGGACAUGCACCACCCCCACAGAGCCCGCCAGAGGAACCAAGGAGGCUGACAUUCAAAGUGCAGUUUUUAUUUUUAUGUUUGGUGCUUAAAGGCUCGCAAAAAAAGAAAAAGAAAAAAAAAAAACUACAAAAAAAAUAUCUAAAUAAAUAGUGACUCUCUCUAACCAUUGUUGGAAUGCAUGCUCAGUGCCAGAGACUGCUGAUUCUGAUUUUAUGCGCCAAGUUUUCCUAGUCUGACGACAAACUGCUUUGUGAUGAUGUGACGAUUUUUCAUUCAUCAUUAAUUCGAAGGAUAUUUAAAAAAAGAAGUGGAAUGGUUUUAUAUAUAUAUAUGUAUAUGUAUAUAUAUAAUUUUAUAUAUAAUUUAUAUAUACAUAUAUAUAUAUAUUACAUAUAUAUUAGUAAUAAUAUAAAUAAUACUGCAAAUAGCAUAUUUUUCUUUGCCAUUAGUUGCACAGGUAAGGACUGUGGUCACAUGUUUUGACGGAUUUGUGAAGGUUUGGAAAUGCAGUGCCAGAAGACUGAGAGUGGUGGUUUGGAAGCUUCUGGAGACUUGAACAGGCAAGAUUGGAAAAAAAAAAGAAAAUGAAGCUGAAGUAUUUACGGAUUUACUGAUCCAGCUCGUACCUCCAACCGGCUCUCUCUUUGUUUAGAACUAUGUUUUAAAACUAUUUUACCUUAUUAAUAAGCAGACUGAUUUUUACGUUGUUUUUUUGUUUGUUUUUUUUAAACAUCGGAACUCUCCUGCUGUCUAGAGAUCUAUGCAUGUGCUCUGACUCAGGUUUUCAAGCCUGCUCAGUCCAACACACAUACAAUCUCCAUCCUACACUAACAAGCAGUGAUGCCUUAUCUGCAUAUUAUUCACUUUUUCAGUACCUGAAAUACUUUAGAUUUCUUUUAAGUUAUGAUAAAUUAUGGAAAAAAUGAAGAGGUGACUUUUGCCAUUUUGUCAACCCACUGUAUAAUUGAACUUGGGUUUAGCACACGAGAAAAUUCAAGGCUGAGGAAAAGGUAUGCUCUCUUUUUCUGCUAUGCAUAUGAAACAUAAAAAAGAAAAACUAAAGUGUUGGAAAUAUGGCUGUACAUAAUGCUAGCAUAUAUGGCCUUGGUUCUUGGUUUGUAAAUGAACUUUUGUAUGUCUUUGUUAUUUUAUAUAAAACUAAACUGAGAAAAAAUAUUUCUAAAAAAAAAAAGAAAAAAGAAGAAAUUAAAUUGGUUAUCUUUGUAUUCUGGUUAUACCCCUGCGCCUUGGAACUUGUAACUUAUCAGUAAUAAAUCCCACUUUUCUACCAGUAUAUACACACUACAUGUAAACAUUUUUAACGGUCACAAAAACCUUUGUAUGCUUAUUUACAAAAGAAAAAAAAAAAGUGCUUGGUUUAAAUAAUUUAAACGACGUGUACUUUAAAGGGUCUGCUUUGAGGAGUGUCCCCUUCAUUCAUUUGUGAUACUGGAUGCUGUAUUGUGUGCCCUGAAAUGUAUUUUUGUACUAAUAGACGAUUUAUUACGGCACACCAGUACUGUUUUCUUUAGAUUAUAACACAGGCUUCAUUCAGAUAUUCGCUUUUCUUCACGUGUGGCUGAUAUUUUUGUUUGUUUUUUGUUUUCCUUUUUUUUUUUCCUUUGCAACACAUUUCUAAGUAUACCACUGUAUUGAUUAAUAAAAUCAUUUUUAAAGUAAA